UUCACGCACUUCGUCUCCUGUCGCCGAAGGAGCCGCCGCGAAAGCGCACCUCCCACUACUCUGCCCUCGCUCUAUCGCCUCGCUUCGCCGUUUCGUCCGCCGAAAUGCCUCGCGGAGACCGGGAGAGCGACUGGAGGGAAAAAGAGCAGUUCCGUAAACUGUUCAUUGGUGGCUUAAGCUUUGAGACAACAGAAGAAAGUCUGAGAAACUACUAUGAACAAUGGGGCAAGCUAACAGAUUGUGUGGUAAUGAGAGACCCUGCAAGCAAACGUUCACGAGGAUUUGGGUUUGUGACAUUCUCUUCCAUGGCUGAAGUUGAUGCAGCCAUGGCUGCCAGGCCUCAUUCAAUUGAUGGAAGAGUUGUUGAGCCUAAAAGAGCUGUAGCCCGAGAGGAAUCUGGAAAACCUGGAGCUCAUGUGACUGUCAAAAAGUUAUUUGUUGGUGGAAUUAAAGAAGAUACUGAGGAACAUCACCUCAGAGACUACUUCUCGGAAUAUGGAAAGAUAGACACAAUUGAAAUAAUUACAGACAGGCAAUCUGGCAAGAAGAGAGGCUUUGGAUUUGUAACUUUUGAUGACCAUGAUCCUGUUGACAAGAUUGUGUUGCAAAAAUACCACACAAUCAAUGGUCACAACGCAGAAGUAAGGAAAGCUUUAUCUAGACAAGAAAUGCAGGAAGUCCAGAGUUCAAGGAGUGGACGAGGAGGGAAUUUUGGUUUUGGAGACUCACGUGGAGGUGGUGGAAACUUUGGACCAGGACCAGGAAGUAACUUCCGUGGUGGAUCUGAUGGCUAUGGAGGUGGCCGCGGUUUUGGUGAUGGAUACAAUGGAUAUGGUGGAGGACCAGGAGGUGGCAAUUUUGGAGGCAGUCCUGGAUAUGGAGGAGGAAGAGGAGGCUAUGGUGGUGGAGGGCCUGGAUAUGGCAAUCAGGGCGGGGGCUAUGGAGGCGGCUAUGACAACUAUGGAGGAGGCAAUUAUGGAGGAGGAAAUUACAAUGACUUUGGAAACUACAACCAGCAGCCCUCAAACUAUGGUCCAAUGAAGAGUGGAAAUUUUGGUGGAAGUAGGAACAUGGGAGGGCCAUAUGGUGGAGGAAACUAUGGUCCUGGAGGAAGUGGAGGAAGUGGGGGAUAUGGAGGGAGGAGUCGUUACUGAACAUCUGAAAGCUUUUCAUGGGCUUCACUGUAUAAAUAGGAGAGGAUGAGCCCAGAGGUAACAGAACAGCUUCAGGUUUUCGAAAUAACAAUGUUAAGGAAACACUUAUCUCAGUCAUGCAUAAAUAUGCAGUGAUAUGGCAGAAGACACCAGAGCAGAUGCAGAGAGCCAUUUUGUGAAUGGAUUGGAUUAUUUAAUAACAUACCUUACCGUGGAGGAAGGAUUGUAAAAAUGCCUUUGAGACAGUUUCUUAGCUUUUUAAUUGUUGUUUCUUUUUAGUGGUCUUUGUAAGAGUGUAGAAGCAUUCCUUUGAUAAUGUUAAAUUUGUAAGUUUCAGGUGACAUGUGAAACCUUUUUUAAAAAAAAUUCUCAAAGUUUUGAAAAGCUAUUAGCCAGGAUCAUGGUGUAAUAAGACAUAACGUUUUCCUUUUAAAAUUUUAAGUGCGUGUGUAGAGUUAAGAAGCUGUUGUACAUUUAUGAUUUAAUAAAAUAAUUCUAAAGGAAA
Molecule: messenger RNA, 1659 nt
Organism: Anolis carolinensis (green anole)
Lineage: Eukaryota; Metazoa; Chordata; Lepidosauria; Squamata; Anolidae
Gene: hnrnpa2b1
Product: heterogeneous nuclear ribonucleoprotein A2/B1
Exons: 11
Coding region: 105-1154 (349 amino acids)
Biological process (GO): mRNA transport; mRNA splicing, via spliceosome
Cellular component (GO): catalytic step 2 spliceosome
Molecular function (GO): single-stranded telomeric DNA binding; mRNA 3'-UTR binding
Source: RefSeq, a predicted model, not a curated record